Molecule: messenger RNA, 405 nt
Organism: Eurytemora carolleeae
Lineage: Eukaryota; Metazoa; Arthropoda; Copepoda; Calanoida; Temoridae
Exons: 4
Coding region: 51-383 (110 amino acids)
Biological process (GO): mitochondrial respirasome assembly
Source: RefSeq, a predicted model, not a curated record
CUAACUAUAUUUUCGUGUUCAUUUCAGAAAUUGUGAAUAUAUUAUGCAAGAUGUCCAUCAGUAGUUCUUUCAAAAAGAUCUGGAAACAAUCUGAUUGGUCCGCAGACAAAGAGGAGUUCCUAGACGUCAUCUACUGGGGCAGGCAGUUCAUUGGGAUUAUUAUCGGUUUAGUCUGGGGUUUACUCCCUCUCAAAGGAUUCUUCGGUUUAGCUCUGUUUGCAGCUCUCUCUGCUGGAAUAGUUUACGUUUGGUUUACUGCAGUUCAGGGAGUCGACGAGACUGAGUUCGGUGGAGCCUGGGAGUUGACAAAGGAAGGAUUUAUCACGAGCUUCGCGGGAUUCCUGGUUACCUGGAUCAUCACCUACUCCGGGGUUCACGCUUAACCAUGUUCAACCUCAGGGACGC